Leptosia nina is the source of this 1155-nucleotide messenger RNA. The record is from the annotation of a GenBank genome assembly. NCBI's taxonomy places the organism in Eukaryota, Metazoa, Arthropoda, Insecta, Lepidoptera, Pieridae.
AUGAUUAAGUUUUGUAUGCUGCUUCUAGUGGCUGCGUCAGCAUGUUUGGCGGAGUUUCAAAGAGUGCCUCUGUACCGGAUUAAAACUGUUCGUAAGCAUUUGCAUGAGGUGGGAACAGAAUUGCAAGUAGUUCGAGUGAAGUAUGCGGCUAAAGGACCAGCACCUGAACCACUCUCCAAUUAUUUAGAUGCUCAGUACUAUGGCCCCAUCUCUAUCGGAAAUCCACCACAAACCUUCAAAGUUGUGUUCGACACUGGCUCUUCAAACUUAUGGGUGCCAUCAAAGAAAUGUCAUUACACGAACAUUGCCUGCCUUCUUCACAACAAAUAUGAUAGUAACAAGUCAAAGAGCUAUCGCAAAAAUGGCACAGACUUUGCCAUACACUAUGGUUCUGGAUCUCUCUCCGGAUUUCUUUCAACUGAUGAUGUAACUGUGGGCGGUCUAACUGUGCGUGGUCAAACAUUUGCUGAGGCGAUGUCGGAGCCAGGCCUCGCGUUCGUUGCUGCAAAAUUCGACGGCAUUUUAGGCAUGGCUUUCAAGAGUAUCGCGGUAGACGGCGUGACCCCAGUGUUUGAUAACAUGGUAGCUCAGGGUUUGGUUCAACCCGUCUUUUCGUUCUACCUAAACCGUGAUCCGAGCGCGGCGCAAGGUGGAGAGAUCAUCCUCGGCGGAUCCGACCCUGCACAUUAUUCCGGCCAGUUCACGAAAGUGCCGCUCACCCGCGACACUUACUGGCAAUUCCGUAUGGACUCGUUGACCGUCGGAAACCAGUCUUUCUGCUCUGGAGGUUGUGAGGCCAUCGCGGACACCGGUACUUCUCUGGUGGCCGGCCCCGCAAAGGAAGUAGAAGCACUGAACCGUGCUCUCGGAGCUACCCCGAUCGCCUUUGGACAAUUCGCUGUAGACUGCUCUCUUCUACCCAACAUGCCCGCCGUGACUCUUACCAUCGCCGGAAACAAUUUCAAGCUGAACCCCACCGAUUAUAUCCUUAGGGUGUCACAGUUUGGCAAGACUGUGUGCUUGUCUGGUUUCAUGGGGCUGGACAUCCCGCCUCCGAAUGGUCCUCUGUGGAUUCUCGGAGACGUUUUCAUCGGCCGCUACUACACGGAGUUCGAUAUGCAAAACAAGGCCAUCGGUUUCGCUCAGGCCAAGUAA